UUGUCAUUCAGUUGAGAGUCUUCAAUGUCAAUUCAAUAAUUCGGUCCUGUGGGCAUUGGUGUUCACUCAAAUCUUCUUAAAUUUCAAAUUUUCCUUGCACCUUUAACUCCAGAAAAUCCCUUCACCUUCUUCAUCAUUAUUAUCAGUACUGAAGUAGUUAUGUAUUGGCAUAUUCUUGAUUCUCUAUCUCUCUCUUUCUCUCUCUCUCCGGUUCUGAAUGCAUAAUUGGUCAACUGAUAUCUCAUAUCCAGAUUUCCAGUGAUAUAAUGGAAAUGUGAAUUUGGUCUUUUUGGAUUUGAAUGCCCAGAAGAACAUGGCACCAAGUUCUGUAGUGGUAAAAAUUGAGAGCUCAAAGAGCAUUUCUAGAAUUGAAGUGAUGGAUUCGAAUUCUCAGGCCGUCAGGGAUAAAGAAAAGGCUGCAAAUCCGAGAACAGUGUCGUGGGUUUUUCUUCUCAGAGCUGUGGCGUGGCUUCCAUGGCUGGCAAAGGGUGUUUGGUCGACAUUUUCGACUGUUAAGAAACGGAUUGCGAAUGAUGUCAGGGAUGAAGAUCCCAAGUACAGAGGGAAGGUGUACAGGUUUAUCAGAGCCUUUCUUGGAGUUUCUGUGGUGGGAUUGAUUCUGGAGGUGAUUGCGUUUUAUAAUCAAUGGGAUUUGAGCCUUGUGGCGGCUCCCUGGGAGGUUCAGAAUAUCUGGCAAUGGACUUACAUGUCGUGGCUGUCUUUCAGAGCUGACUAUGUUGCUCCCUCCAUUGUCAUGCUCUCCAAGUUCUGCACUGUCCUGUUCCUCGUACAAUCCUUGGACCGCCUCGCCCUCUGUCUGGGCUGUUUCUGGAUUAAGUUCAAGAAGCUCAAGCCACAAAUGGAGGAGAAUGCAUAUGACCCUGAAGAUUGCUCAAGCUUCCCCAUGGUUCUUGUGCAGAUUCCCAUGUGUAAUGAAAAAGAGGUUUUUGCACAAUCAAUCAUGGCGGCUUGCCAGUUGGAUUGGCCGAAAGAUCGUCUUCUAGUUCAAGUGCUGGACGAUUCAGACGAUGAGGCUUUACAGCAAAUGAUCAGGAAUGAAGUUCUGUCAUGGAAUGGGAAAGGAGUGAACAUAGUGUACCGACAUCGCUUCAUCAGAACCGGCUACAAAGCAGGCAACCUUAAAUCAGCAAUGGCGUGUGACUACGUUAAGGACUAUGAAUUCGUGGCAAUCUUCGAUGCAGACUUCCAACCCAGCCCAGAUUUCCUCAGACAGACAAUUCCCCAUUUUAAGGGGAAACCAGAUGUGGGACUUGUUCAGGCACGGUGGAUCUUCGUGAACAAGGACGAGAAUUUGCUCACCCGCCUUCAGAACAUCAACAUGUGCUUCCAUUUCGAGGUGGAGCAGCAAGUAAAUGGAUAUUUCCUCAACUUCUUCGGGUUUAAUGGGACCGCGGGGGUGUGGAGAAUCUCGGCCCUGGAAGAGUCCGGUGGGUGGCUGGAAAGGACUACUGUGGAAGACAUGGAUAUCGCGGUUCGAGCACACUUGAAUGGAUGGAAAUUCGUAUACCUCAACGAUGUUCGGGUGCUCUGUGAGCUCCCAGAGUCCUAUGAAACGUACAAGAAACAGCAGCACCGUUGGCAUUCUGGUCCUAUGCAGCUCUUCAGAUUAUGCCUUCCUGCCAUUUUAACUUCGAAGAUAUCAGUUUGGAAGAAGGGCAAUUUGAUCUUCCUGUUCUUUCUCUUGAGGAAGCUGAUACUUCCAUUUUACUCUUUUAUGCUCUUCUGCAUCAUACUUCCUCUAACAAUGUUCAUCCCGGAAGCAGAACUACCUCCAUGGGUGAUCUGUUACAUUCCCAUUAUCAUGUCCGUCUUGAACAUCCUCCCAGCCCCGAAAUCUUUCCCCUUCUUGAUGCCAUACCUCCUGUUCGAGAACACCAUGUCCGUCACAAAGUUCAACGCCAUGGUCUCGGGUUUAUUCCAAUUAGGCAACGCCUACGAGUGGGUAGUGACCAAGAAGACAGGGCGAUCAUCCGAGCCAGACUUGCUAGCUUUUGCAGAGAGGGAAUCCAGGAAUCAGCAAGGGGAUAAACUGCAGAGACAGUUAUCGGAUUCGGGGCUGAAAAUGUAUAGUAAAAUGAAGGAGAAAGAGGUGCAGGCUAUCCCCAUUGCUGCUGCUGCAAAGAAGACCAAGAGAAACAGGAUUUACAGACAGGAAUUGGCUCUUGCUCUCCUCCUGCUCACUGCUGCAGCAAGAAGCUUACUCUCUGCUCAUGGGAUUCACUUCUAUUACUUGCUGUUCCAAGGCUUAACUUUUCUAGUUGUUGGUCUCGACCUGAUCGGAGAGCAGGUGAGCUAAGUCACCGCUCACCUGCCUAUGUGAUCGGAGAGCAAGUGAGCUAAGCAACCGCUCACCUGCCAAGUACAUAGGUCUUGUUUGGCAAUUAACCGCUAAAGUGGAUUAAACAGUUAAGACAGCUGUUUACCAAACAAGGCCGUAGUCACCUUGCUACAAACAAGAUUCUACUACAAAUACUCAAAUAUAGACAUAUAUAGUUAUACAGGUGAAUGAACCUAAGGAGUAGCAUACUGAUUUUUUUUCUCUCUUUGUAAUUAUAAGUGCCUUGAGUAUUUGUAAUAAACUAAUAAUAUAGGGAGUAAUAUAUUAUAAUGUAUGAUAUAAUAUAAUAUAAUAUAUUAUAUGAAUAAAGUAUUUCCAAUGGUUUUUGAG
Ipomoea triloba (trilobed morning glory) is the source of this 2689-nucleotide messenger RNA. Its product is annotated as xyloglucan glycosyltransferase 4-like. Gene Ontology annotation, cellular component: Golgi apparatus. NCBI's taxonomy places the organism in Eukaryota, Viridiplantae, Streptophyta, Magnoliopsida, Solanales, Convolvulaceae. The coding region runs from base 314 to 2317 and encodes 667 amino acids. The record is from RefSeq and is a predicted model, not a curated record. Gene Ontology annotation, molecular function: glycosyltransferase activity. The transcript has 4 exons.